Molecule: messenger RNA, 2828 nt
Organism: Temnothorax curvispinosus
Lineage: Eukaryota; Metazoa; Arthropoda; Insecta; Hymenoptera; Formicidae
Product: membrane alanyl aminopeptidase-like
Exons: 11
Coding region: 1-2772 (923 amino acids)
Biological process (GO): proteolysis; peptide catabolic process
Cellular component (GO): cytoplasm
Molecular function (GO): peptide binding; metalloaminopeptidase activity; zinc ion binding
Source: RefSeq, a predicted model, not a curated record
AUGGAAUUCCCAAAAUUGUUAUUACAUAUCGGUUUAAUAUUGGCUACAGUCACGGACUUGUGUGUCGCUGAUGAUCCAAAUCCAAUACAUCGUUUACCCACCAACUCAGCACCAUUUGAUUAUAACCUUAGUCUGAUUAUUCCAGAUCUCGAAAAAAGCAAUACUUUUCACGGUGAAAUCAGAGUCACUGUCACCAUUUUUCGCGAUUUGUUUGAGAUAAGCUUACACUCGCAAGGAUUAGAAAUAAAUAAAACGGCGACAACGUUAACGACGACAACGUUGACGAACAACACAAUAACAUAUAAACCGACGGAACAUACUUAUGACCAUGAAACAAAUAUAUUAACGCUACAUUUCGAACGGCAAUUGUUUUGCGGCACAUCUUACAUCCUGAACAUGAAGUUUGCUGGUAAUUUCUCUCAGACUGAUCUUUUUGAGCUCGGUGGUUUUAUAAAAAUUCCGUACACAGACGAGAAAGGAUACAAAAAAUAUAACAGGACGUUGGCCGCAACAUACCUUCAGCCGAAUAAAGCCAGACGGGUGUUUCCAUGUUGGGACGAGCCAGAGAUGUAUUCUUCCUUCUAUAUCUCCGUGAGGCAUCAUCAAAAAUACAAUGUAUUGUCAAAUUGGCCGAUCCGAAAGCAAUACAACGUAGAAAAUGACAUGAAAUGGACACACUUUAAACGCACUUAUCUAAUGUCCACUUAUAUUGUGGGAAUUGUGAUUGUAUCAAAUUUUGCUCACGUUAGUAACACGAACCAGUCCGUUAAUGUAUGGUGCAGAUCGUCUUUAACGUCGCAAGCAAGAUUCGUGCUAAGCAUUGCCGAACGGAUCAUGCCGCUCUUGGAGAAGUAUAUCGGUAAAAUCAAUCUGGCACCGAAAAUAGAUCACGUCAUCGUACCAGGUUACCCCAAAGCCUCCAUGGGAGAUUGGGGAAUCAUCAUUUACAAAGAAUCAAAAGUUGUCUACGAUGAUAGCAAGGAUCCUACAUUUUGGAAAAGGAAUGUAGCUUCUCAUGUAGCAAAUGGAAUCGCACAUCAGUGGUUCGGCACUUUCCUCACCUUACGUUGGUGGACUGACAUAUGGUUAAUUGAAGGAUUUGCUGUGUAUUUCCAGGUGUAUUUCCUCGACAAGAUAUUUAAAAACUGGCGGCCAAUGGACUUAUUCGUUACUGGGGUCAUACACCCUACUCUCCAACUAGAUGAUGGCUUACUGGGUUCUAUUAGAUUGAACCUUUAUGAUAACGAUACCUUGGAUCGUAAUCAUCUCUAUGUUGAUCAAGUUCUUAAAAAAGCUCCAGCUAUAUUGCGCAUGUUACAUCAUGCAGUGGGCGACGAGGUAUUUCGAAAGGGUAUCACCAACUAUUUCGCUAGACAUAGAUUUGAUAUGGCGGUCACUCGCUAUGGUUUGUGGAUCGCCAUGCAAAGUGCUAAAGACGAAGUUUCUUACGUCCCUUACAUGCGAGAUCAAAAUUUCACAAUAGAAGAAGUGAUGGAUACAUGGAUAGUCCAAAAUCGUUAUCCUGUGCUGAAUGUAACGAUGAAUUACAAAACUGGUGAAGUAGCAAUAACACAAACAAGUUUCCACGCAACUGAAGAUAUCAAUAAUAAAUGGUGGAUACCCAUAUCCUACACUGACGCGAGCUCUCCGGAUUUUUCCAAUACUAUGCCCAAUAAUUGGUUAAAACCAAACGAAACUCUUAGAGUGCAAAUUAAUACAAGAGGUUGGAUUAUCGUCAAUAUACAACAAACUGCAUACUGUCGUGUCUAUUACGAUACUACAAAUAUGAAAAAAAUCAUACGUUACUUGAAUUCUGAGGAAUACACGAAAAUACACGUUCUCAAUCGUGCUCAAAUUAUCGAUGAUGCAUAUGCCUUUUUGCUCGAAGAUCAACUAGAUAGCUCCGUAUUCAUAAAUCUUAUAAACUACCUAAAACGAGAGAGAGAUUAUGUGGCAUGGAUUCCAAUGUUCCAAAUAUUAAAACGGAAUGAAAAGUACUUUUCACUGCCAGAGAGUGAAGGUUUCAAGUCGUAUAUGGUACAAAUCUUUGAUGAGGUUCUUCAACAUGUGGGAUACGAAGAAAAUCCUGAUGAUGACGAUUUCACUAAGAAACUAAGGCUGAAGGCCACGAAAUGGGCAUGUACCGUCGGUCACGCGGAAUGCAAGAGAAACGCCGCCGUUAAAUUGAGCGAACAUUUCGCGGAUCCUGAUACUCACAAGGUUCCACAAUGGUGGCAAGAUUGGACAUACUGCUUUGGUUUAGCGGUAGCUAAUAGGACUACUUGGGAUAAAAUGAUGGCACUAUAUCAGCAAACAUCUGAUAAGAAACUUUGGAAAAUAUUGAAUUGUGCUGAAGAUCCUGAUAUCAUUAUCAACUAUUUGAAUAUUACAGCAUCCAAUACUACAUUAUUUAAGGAUGAGCAGCAUGCAUUGAUCUUCAAUUUAAUUCUUCAAAACCAUGCACGCAACGAUUUGGUCCUUGACUACAUAUUAGCAAAUUUCAAUCAUAUAAAAAGAAAUAUUCCUGGAAGCAAGACGAUAAAUUAUAUCAUUAAGAAUGUUUUUUCUGAUGAACAAAUGUCUAAGGUGAAAAGAUUAGCAGAGACUCGUUUUCAUCAAAUGCCAGAGAUUUUGUCAAACAUUAUAGAUCUGAUAGAACAGCGUAAAAGUGAUGUUGAAGAGUUGUCAGAUAUUUUUGCAGAGCGAUUUGGAAGAAGUCAAAGUUUAAUUGAUCAAUUAAAAUAUCAGAUUAUGAUGAAGAAGAUGUCAUAAUAGGUUAAAAAUAUCAAAUGUGAUGCAAGACCUAUAAUUAUCUGAAUAAUUUUUUG